AUGCCGAAUAACCAAGAAACACCAACAGAUGAAUUAAUCAAUAAAGCUAAGAAAAGUUUAUCAAAAGUUAUUAUUGCACCUCGUACCGUCUUUGGUGAUGCAACUGUUUAUAAUUUUGAUUAUGAAAAUAAGAAAAAUUAUUUCAUUUGUUUAUAUGAGUUUCCUGGUGCAAUAUUGAUUCAUCCAUCGAAAAAAGUUACACACGGUAUCUUGGCAAUGCAUUGUGGUCGAACAAAUGUUUUAAAUGAUAAAGAAAAUCCAAUUAUUAUUACAACUGGUAAUACAAAACCAAAUUCAUGA
Molecule: messenger RNA, 300 nt
Organism: Adineta steineri
Lineage: Eukaryota; Metazoa; Rotifera; Eurotatoria; Adinetida; Adinetidae
Source: the annotation of a GenBank genome assembly